This is a messenger RNA of Dibothriocephalus latus, 225 nucleotides long. Lineage: Eukaryota; Metazoa; Platyhelminthes; Cestoda; Diphyllobothriidea; Diphyllobothriidae. The record is from the annotation of a GenBank genome assembly.
UCGCUGCACUUCCAACAGGACAGAUCGAAAUUCUGGGCGCGGUAUGUGGAUGACAUCUUCGUCUUCGUCGAACGGGAUCAGAUGCUCAUGUUCAAGAAACGCCUCAACAGUGUCUUUCCGGACAGCGCAUUUACAAUGAUGGAGGAAGAGAACAACCAGCUGGCCAUCCCCGCUAUCUUUCUUUGUCACAAAGAAUGUGUGAGCAGGGACUGGAAGGCGCCCUAG